Molecule: messenger RNA, 1875 nt
Organism: Rhagoletis zephyria (snowberry fruit fly)
Lineage: Eukaryota; Metazoa; Arthropoda; Insecta; Diptera; Tephritidae
Source: RefSeq, a predicted model, not a curated record
AUGUGCGGACCCGUAAAUGACUGUGAUGGUGGUGGUGCUGGUGAUGGUGCUGGUGGUAAUCUAGUUCAAGUUUCUACUCUGCCCAUCCAUCCGUCGACAAACUUUAUACGCAAUGCAAUUGGCAUUGUGUUCUCUCUUAGCAGCAACAGCUUUAGUAGUACCUUUUUUCAUUACUGUCAAAAUCUAACAAUCACCUUUCGACAGGGCGGCCAGGAUUUCUACUUUUUCGUGUUCGCACAGGUGCCGGAAAGCACAACCAAGGCCUCCCUCGAAUNUUUCGUGUUCGCACAGGUGCCGGGAAGCACAACCAAGGCCUCCCUCGAAUGCAGGGUGCGAAUUAACGAAGUUUCCAAUGACGGCAGCUCAAUGCCGUCGUUUCACCCGCCACUCGGAAGCAGUCCCCAUCACUUCGUCAACAGUGGCCCCAGGCUGACACCGCAAAUGUCCCCGCCUAGGGAUAAACCAAAAGACACCGUGUUUGAACUUCCGACAACGUCCACAACGCCCCGUCCACAGGAAAAGCCGCCGGCAGAUCCGCUGAACAAUCCUAGACGAAACGAAUCUCUUCCAGCGGACAUCAGCGGUGGAUCAUCAGAGCAAAAUGCUGACUUUGAGGAGGACACCUCCUCAAAGCUCAUGCGAAUCCUCACCACCAUACUGCCCUUCCUGUCGCUGGUUCUCUUUGUGCCCUUUGUCAUCUUUGUCGCCUGGGUCACCUACAAGUGUCAGCGAAAUGUGCCAACUCGAAACGCCAUCAAAACCUUUUCGCACAAAAUUAUCAACAACAACAAAUCCGACAGUUCGGACAGUACCACCUCCACGACUAGCUCCUCCUUCUCUAGUGGAAGCACCAGCGACUACAACGGAGCACUCUUUCGCACUAAAAAGUCCCUCGCCUGUAAGGAGAUUAGCUCCGAUCGAUCUCUCCUCAAGGUGACCGACAGCGAGUGGGAGUUCCCGCGUCACCACCUCAAGUUCAUUCACAUCCUCGGCGAGGGCUGCUUCGGUCAGGUGUGGAAGUGCGAGGCAGUAAACAUCGGCAACACCGGCAGCUCACAGGUGGUCGCCGUGAAGACGCUCAAGCAGAACGCCACGCAGAAGGAGAAGGAGGACCUGUUGGACGAGCUCGACGUGAUGAAGAUGCUGGAGCCGCAUCCCAAUGUGGUCACGCUCAUUGGCUGCUGUGCCGAGCAGGACCCAGUGCUGCUCCUCAUGGAGUUCAUUCCCAAUGGAACACUGCAGAGCUACCUGCGUCAGAAGAGGGGCGAGAACGGCUACGGCAACGUCAACGGCAGUGCGCUCACCUCCAAUGACCUGAUCUCCUACGUCUACCAGAUUGCCAAGGGCAUGGACUACCUCUCCUCCAAGGGGAUCAUCCACCGAGACCUGGCAGCUCGCAACAUUCUGGUGGGCUACAACAACGUCUGCAAGAUUGCCGACUUUGGCUUUGCCAAGUACGACCACGUCUACGAGCGCAAGUCAGAGGGCCGUCUGCCCAUUCGCUGGAUGGCCGUAGAGUCACUCACUGACUUUAUCUUCACCACCAAGAGUGACGUCUGGAGCUUUGGCGUCCUCAUGUGGGAGAUUGUCACCCUGGGCUGGACCCCCUAUCCGGGCUUCUCAGCGGCCGAGGUCAUCAAGAAGGUCUGCGAGGGCCAGCGCCUGGAAAAGCCCGAGCACUGUAAGCGUGAAAUCUUCAACAUCAUGUACUACUGCUGGAAUGAGAACCCCGCCAAGCGUCCCACCUUCUCCGAGCUUGUGUCCCUCCUGGACAAGAUUCUCUACUCUGAGAAUGACUACAUCGAGCUGGACAGAUUCCCCGAACAUGGCUACUACAACAUUAUCAAGCCACAACCGACUGGUGAAAAAUUGUGA